Messenger RNA from Kwoniella mangroviensis CBS 8507, 345 nucleotides. RefSeq lists its product as uncharacterized. NCBI's taxonomy places the organism in Eukaryota, Fungi, Basidiomycota, Tremellomycetes, Tremellales, Cryptococcaceae. The transcript is spliced from 2 exons. The coding region runs from base 1 to 345 and encodes 114 amino acids. The record is from RefSeq and is a predicted model, not a curated record.
AUGACAACCUCAAAUACACAGAUUGAUUUUGUGAGUACGAUUGAGAGGAUUGUGGACGGGAUGAACCCCGAACUGAUUAAAGGGCUGAAUUACCGGUGCUACGAAGUCACGUACGAAAAGCCAUGGUGGGAAUAUCACGACCAGAUCCAGCGGGAAUUAGAAGCUAUCAAUACCUUAGGUCAGUUCAACUGUCAGAUGGUAGAUAAUAAGUUUUACCUAUCCUUUGGUAAACGUACAGAGUGGAGUGAAGAGGAAAAAGUCAGGUUGAAAGGUGCUUUGGAGCGGAUUACAGCUUCCUUCAGGCUGCAUGACGAGUACGAGGAUGUCGAUUUCCGUGGUCCUUAA